AUGUCUCUCAGCUGUCACCCCAUGUCUGGAGAGUGUGCCUGCAGACCGGGCUGGUCGGGACUCUACUGUAAUGAGACAUGUUCUCCUGGAUUCUACGGGGAAGCUUGCCAACAGAUAUGCAGCUGCCAGAAUGGGGCUGAUUGUGACAGUGGGACUGGAAAGUGCACCUGUGCCCCAGGAUUCAAAGGAAUUGAUUGCUCUACCCCAUGCCCUCUGGGAAGCUAUGGGAUAAACUGUUCCUCUCUCUGUGGCUGCAAAAACGAUGCUCUCUGUUCUCCUGUGGAUGGGUCUUGUACUUGCAAGGCAGGCUGGCACGGGGACUGCUCCAUCAGCUGUCCCAGUGGCACCUGGGGCUUCAGCUGUAACUUAACCUGCCAGUGCCUCAACGGGGGAGCCUGCAACACCCUGGAUGGGACCUGCACAUGUGCACCUGGAUGGCGUGGGGAGAAAUGUGAACUUCCCUGCCAGGAUGGUACAUAUGGACUCAGCUGUGCCGAGCGCUGUGACUGCAGCCAUGCAGAUGGCUGCCACCCCACCACGGGCCAUUGUCGCUGUCUCCCCGGAUGGUCAGGUGUCCACUGUGACAGCGUGUGUGCUGAGGGACGCUGGGGUCCCAACUGCUCCUUGCCCUGCUACUGUAAAAAUGGAGCUUCGUGCUCCCCUGAUGAUGGCAUCUGUGAGUGUGCACCAGGGUUCCGCGGCACCACUUGUCAGAGAAUCUGCUCGCCUGGUUUUUAUGGACAUCGCUGCAGCCAGACCUGUCCACAAUGUGUGCACAGCAGCGGGCCCUGCCACCACAUCACUGGCCUGUGUGACUGCUUGCCUGGCUUCACAGGUGCCCUCUGCAAUGAAGUGUGUCCCAGUGGCAGAUUUGGGAAAAAUUGUGCAGGAAUUUGUACCUGUACCAACAACGGAACUUGUAACCCCAUUGACAGAUCUUGUCAAUGUUACCCUGGUUGGAUCGGCAGUGACUGCUCUCAGCCUUGUCCACCUGCCCACUGGGGCCCAAACUGCAUCCACACGUGCAACUGCCACAAUGGAGCCUUCUGCAGUGCCUAUGACGGGGAAUGUAAAUGCACUCCUGGCUGGACAGGUCUCUACUGCACACAGAGAUGUCCUCUGGGGUUUUAUGGGAAGGACUGUGCCUUGAUAUGCCAGUGCCAAAACGGAGCUGACUGUGACCACAUCUCCGGACAGUGUACUUGCCGCACCGGGUUCAUGGGGAAGCACUGUGAGCAGA
Messenger RNA from Talpa occidentalis (Iberian mole), 1240 nucleotides. RefSeq names its product multiple epidermal growth factor-like domains protein 10. Gene Ontology annotation, molecular function: scavenger receptor activity. The record is from RefSeq and is a predicted model, not a curated record. Lineage: Eukaryota; Metazoa; Chordata; Mammalia; Eulipotyphla; Talpidae.